This is a messenger RNA of Syngnathus typhle (broad-nosed pipefish), 1579 nucleotides long. Its product is annotated as Ras-related protein Rab-33B-like. The transcript has 2 exons. Gene Ontology annotation, cellular component: endosome; Golgi apparatus. Bases 46 to 744 code for a protein of 232 amino acids. Lineage: Eukaryota; Metazoa; Chordata; Actinopteri; Syngnathiformes; Syngnathidae. Gene Ontology annotation, molecular function: GTPase activity; GTP binding. The record is from RefSeq and is a predicted model, not a curated record. Gene Ontology annotation, biological process: Rab protein signal transduction.
AUUCCCCAGGUGGCCCGACUCGUCCUCCCGGCGAGACCAUGAGCGAUGGCAAUAGAAAACAAAGACGGCGGUGACUCGGUCCUUUUCGACUCCUUAGAGCUCUCAUCGUCGUCGCAAUAUGACGGCAACGCGUCGCUGUGUCAGGUGUUUAAGAUCAUCGUCAUAGGAGACACCAACGUGGGGAAGACAUGUUUGACGUACAGAUUCUGUGGCGGGUCUUUCCUGAAGAAUCCCGAGGCUACCAUCGGGGUUGACUUUAGGGAGAGGACUCUGGAACUCGAUGGAGAAGUCAUCAAGUUGCAGAUUUGGGACACAGCAGGCCAGGAGCGUUUCAGGAAGAGCAUGGUGGAACACUAUUACCGCAGUGCACAUGCUGUCAUCUUCGUGUACGACGUCACCAGCCUGACCACCUUCCGGAAUAUCCCCGACUGGAUCGAGGAAUGCGGUCGUCACGCUGUGGGGCCGCUGGUGCCCCGGGUGGUAGUGGGCAACAAAUGCGACUUACGGGACCGCCGUGAGGUGCCCACGUCGACAGCGCAAUGCCUCGCCGACGGACACAACAUGCCCCUAUUUGAAACCUCGGCCAAGGACCCCAAAGAGAAGGAGCACGUGGACGCCAUUUUCCUGACGCUGGCCUACAGGCUCAAAAGCCACAAACCUCUGAGACUGAAGCCACCGUCUGAGAGCGACGUCAGGGAUCUUUGGAAACCCAGAGAGCAGGAAGCGGUAACCUGUCAGUGCUGAUAGUUCGCUUUCAACCACGAGCUUCUUGUGACUUUACCAUCAUCUGUCUGCUGUUAUGCACUUAUACAGAAAACACAGAGGGAUAAAAUUGCACUAUGUUUCUAUGAAAUGCAUGCAAGUAGUAGAAUAGGAUGUAUUUAUUUCCAGUGGAAACUCCAAAGUUGAGCACAAUAUAACAUUGAUAUUUUGUUCCAUGAUUAUCAAGGUUUAUGUUUUAGUGUCAUGUAAGCAUUUUAUUUACAAUGUCUUAGAGGGGUGACCUCACCUGAAUCGGGGUAAAAAAUUGGCCUUUGCUUUUUUUGUUUGUUUUCAUCAUUUCAAUUCAUGUUCUCCUGCAUGGAUUCGCUAGCCAACAGCCAAAUCAGAGCGUUCACCGUUUAUACGUUGAAUCCAAAAACUACCCCUAAAUGUCCCAACGUCAGAUUGGUGUUGCCCAGCUUUAAUAUGUUUAUGCACACUAAAAAUUCAAUGACUAUAUAUAGAUUCAGCAUGGGUUGAAAUUAGCUACUAAUUUGAUGUAAACAGUUAAAACAACACACAAAAUACCAGUGAUUGGUCACCAGCCACUUACUGCGGCUUCCAGGACUCCAACCCUCGUGAGGAAAAAGCGGUACAGAAAAUGGAUGGAUAGAUAAUAAAAGUGGGGCUUUAAAUGCAAACAGUAGUGAUAACAUGAAAUGUUUUUUCUCUCUGGUACAAAUAAGCCUUGAAAUGCAGACAGCCAUUCCACUCUGGACCACCUUGAAUUUCAUCACAUGCCACAGAAGUGACUGAUGUGAAGUGAUUUUUGAGUUGUUUGUGAGCCAGCAAAAUAAAAGUGGUUUGAUGGCAGAAA